CCUCAUAUUCUGAGUUACCCAACGAAAGUCGCCGAAUGACCGUGUAUCCGCAAUUUUGCUGGUUCAGCCGAAAAAAUCUUUCCGAUCUACUCUUCCAACCCCACCGACGAGAGAGGGGGAACGGGAGAAAGUGUUGUUGCACUUGAGGGUCUUCGGAAAAUCCUGUUCUUGCCUCUAGCUGUCGCCAGAGCUUUUUCAGUGGUCGCUUAUAAAUGGAGGAGAGUAGCGUACCGCAGAACAAACAUCGCUUCAGGCAUCGACUGUUCUAAGCCGCACCACUCAAGAUGAAUCGCCUGUUUGUCCUUUUCGCUGGCCUGGCAAUCCUCACCCUCGCCUUCGCGGCUCCUGCUCCGGAAGAAAAAAAGGAAACCAAGGAAGAACCAACCGUAGAAAAAACCAAGCCUGAAGACGCGAAAGACGUGGAAGGGCGCAUUGGAUUCGGUGGAAGGCCCUACGGGGGUGGAUUCGGUGGUGGAUUCGGGGGUGGUCACGGAGGCGGCGCAUUCGGAAGUGGAUUCAACCGCGGAGGUAGCUUCAACCAGGGAGCUUCCGGCAACCGCUACGGACAAGGGGGCUUCGGUUACAACACGGGUGGAUCCAACCGCAGGGUUUACGGCAACAAGCAGACCUACGGUGACCGCGAAACGUUCGGGCUGAGCCACAACCAAGGAGGAAGCUCGGCUUUUGGACAGGGAAGCCACGGAAACCGUUACAACACUCAAGCUGGAGGAGCCUCUGGGCAGCAAUAUGGUCACCAUGGGUUCCGGGGUUAAAUGCUAGAAGCAGCUGUAAAGUUCUCGCACUGAAGCGUGUGCUUUUCAAUCGUACGUGUACGACGACUGUGUAAGGACCUACGACAACUGCCGUGAACUAAUAUGCAAAAUUUCUUCCAAAGGCAUUUGUACAAACGUCUUGACUAAUUCCUAUGUUUGUUUUUUUCGCUAUACAAUCAUCAUCAUCAUCACAGGUGUAAAACAAAAGACUUGUACAUACCACUUUAUGGUUGAAUAAAGUCUUAUUUAUUUUUGAAAACA
Molecule: messenger RNA, 1034 nt
Organism: Ornithodoros turicata
Lineage: Eukaryota; Metazoa; Arthropoda; Arachnida; Ixodida; Argasidae
Product: ctenidin-3-like
Exons: 2
Coding region: 285-773 (162 amino acids)
Source: RefSeq, a predicted model, not a curated record